Miscanthus lutarioriparius is the source of this 828-nucleotide messenger RNA. The record is from the annotation of a GenBank genome assembly. Lineage: Eukaryota; Viridiplantae; Streptophyta; Magnoliopsida; Poales; Poaceae.
AUGGCACAGAAGCUCGUCGCGCCACCGACGGCGCUCGUCGCCGCCGUCCUGGCGCUCGUCCUGUGGGCCGCCACGGCGGCCGCGCAGAACUGCGGGUGCGCGUCGGACCAGUGCUGCAGCAAGUACGGGUACUGCGGGACGGGCAAGGACUACUGCGGCGCCGACACGUGCCAGUCGGGCCCCUGCGACGUGCCGGCGACCAACAACGUGUCCGUGGCCAGCAUCGUGACGCCGGCCUUCUUCGACGCGCUCCUCGCGCAGGCCGCCGCCUCGUGCGAGGCCAACGGGUUCUACACCCGCGACGCCUUCCUCGCCGCCGCCGGCUACUACCCGUCGUUCGGCCGCACCGGCACCGUCGACGACUCCAAGCGCGAGAUCGCUGCCUUCUUCGGCAACGCCAACCACGAGACCAUAAAGUUCUGCUACAUCAACGAGAUCGACGGGCCGAGCAAGAACUACUGCGACCCGAACAACACGCAGUGGCCGUGCCAGGCGGGGAAAGGGUACUACGGGCGUGGCCCCCUGCAGAUCUCGUGGAACUACAACUACGGGCCCGCAGGGCAGAGCAUCGGCUUCGACGGGCUGGGCGACCCCGACGCGGUGGCGCGCAGCGCCGUCGUCGCGUUCCGGUCGGCGCUCUGGUACUGGAUGAACAACGUGCACGGGGUGGUCGUCUCCGGGCAGGGCUUCGGCGCCACCAUCCGGGCCAUCAACGGCGCGCUCGAGUGCGACGGCAAGAACCCGAACUCCGUCAACAACCGCGUCGCCUACUACAAGCAGUUCUGCCAGGAUUUCGGCGUCGACCCGGGCAGCAACCUCACAUGCUGA